UUCCAAUAGAUGGCGUUGUAGAGUUUGUUGUCUGAGGCGUUGAUGUUAGGUAACAUUUCCGUUGGAUGGUUUUUAAACUUAAUUUAAAAGUUGAUAAUUUGAAUCGUACCGUCGUUACACCGUAAUCAAUUAAGAAAAAUCAUUAAGAUGACACGAAUGUUCAACAAGAGCUAUUCGUAUUCUAGUAUAUCAGACAAAGGAUGUCGUGCACGUGUUUGUUGCUGUGGGGACGCUUGCUGCAGUGGUGGAUGCAUGAAAUGCAUGACAAGAAUACCCUAUGCUACUCUUAUUGCAACAAUUCUAUGUUGCACAGGUGUUGGAAUCUUCUUGGGAUCAUUUUAUAGAGCAAUUGCUCUUACCCUUAGAAUGUUUGAAGAAGUAUUUAAAUAUCGAUUUCAUUGGUUGAGUGAUAUGCAUAUUAUAUUUAUUGGAAUUGGUGCCACUAUGGGAGGAUUAAGCUUAAUACUUCUAUUGGUUGGAUUCCUUGCAACCGGUGCAACUAGGGAAAAAGUUUAUAGAGGAUGGAAGUCAAGAGUUGGAGGCAGAAUUACAUGUGCAAUUUUUAUGGUGAUUACUUACAUUUUGGAAUUAAUAUGGCUGUUAGUAUUGAUAUCUAUGGUUGUCAUUACAUUUAUUUGUUCUAUGUGGUGGGGAAUGUGUAACAAUUUGAACAAGGAAGCAGAUCCCAAUUUACGAUGUAUUGAUCUUAGGCAAUUUAGUCUAGAUAUUGUGUGCUCUUUUUCUUAUAAAAACUUGAGAAUGAUCUACAAAAGAACAUCCAAUAUCUAUAGCUUGCUACGGAACAAUAAAGACAGUGUAACAAAGGAAGAGAGAGCUGAGGUAUAUAAAAUACCAUUUGAAAAUCAACAGUUAGGAAUCGAAAAAGAUUAUGUAGGUGUGACUAGAAGACACCUGUCGGUACGUCUGCGAGAACAUAGAUACAACGUAGAUAAAGGACACAACAACACAAUAUUAGCAGUUAUGGUGCGGACUGAAAGAGCGGUUGUCGAACCAUCUGAAGUGCUUUUUAUUCUUUCACUUGCAUCUUCAUUAUUAGUAGUUAUUAGUCUAGUGAAUUAUUUAAUGUGUUUAUCAGCUAAUUACGCUCGUAUUAAAGAUAAUGAAAAAUUUCAAGAUUUGCAAGAAUUACAAUAUUUACAAGAAACUGAAUUGGAAACUCUGCCAAAAGAUCGGUUUUGAUGCCUGCCAAUAUUUUGUCAAUUAUUAUUGAAUAAGGAAUUAAUUUUUCUUGUUUUUAAACAUUACAUUCCUGUAAUGGUAAUACAGAAAAUUAACUUUCAGAUUUUUUAACUAUAAAUUUAUAAAGAAAAAAACAUUUGA
Centruroides sculpturatus (bark scorpion) is the source of this 1341-nucleotide messenger RNA. RefSeq names its product neuronal membrane glycoprotein M6-b-like. Gene Ontology annotation, biological process: neuron projection development. NCBI's taxonomy places the organism in Eukaryota, Metazoa, Arthropoda, Arachnida, Scorpiones, Buthidae. The transcript is spliced from 7 exons. The record is from RefSeq and is a predicted model, not a curated record. Gene Ontology annotation, cellular component: plasma membrane. The coding region runs from base 148 to 1200 and encodes 350 amino acids.